Messenger RNA from Choloepus didactylus (southern two-toed sloth), 960 nucleotides. RefSeq names its product olfactory receptor 10T2. Gene Ontology annotation, biological process: G protein-coupled receptor signaling pathway. Lineage: Eukaryota; Metazoa; Chordata; Mammalia; Pilosa; Megalonychidae. Gene Ontology annotation, molecular function: G protein-coupled receptor activity; olfactory receptor activity. The coding region runs from base 1 to 960 and encodes 319 amino acids. Gene Ontology annotation, cellular component: membrane. The transcript has a single exon. The record is from RefSeq and is a predicted model, not a curated record.
AUGCAAGAUUUCAACAAAACCAUUGUGGUUACACAGUUCAUUCUGGUGGGCUUCUCCAGCCUAGGCGAGUUACAGCUGCUGCUUUUUAUCCUCUUCCUUCUCCUAUACUUGAACAUUUUGGUAGCCAAUGCAACCAUAAUGGCAGUCAUCCACUUCAGCCGGACUCUACACACUCCCAUGUAUGGUUUUCUGUUCAUCCUUUCCUUUUCUGAAUCCUGCUAUACUUUUGUCAUCAUUCCUCAGCUUCUGGCACACUUGCUCUCAGACAACAAGACCAUCUCCUUCAUGGCCUGUGCCACUCAGCUCUUCUUCUUCCUUGGCUUUGCCUGUACCAACUGCUUCCUCAUUGCAGUGAUGGGAUAUGACCGCUAUGUGGCAAUUUGCCAUCCCCUGAGGUACACACUCAUCAUGAACAAAAGGCUAGGGUUGGGGUUGGUUUCUCUGUCGGGAGUCAUGGGUUUCUUUAUUGCCUUGGUGGCCACCAACCUCAUCUGUGACAUGCCUUUUUGUGGUCCCAAUAGGGUCAACCACUAUUUCUGUGACAUGGCCCCUGUUAUCAAGUUGGCAUGCAUGGACACCCACGUUAAAGAGCUGGCACUAUUCAGCCUCAGCAUCCUGGUGAUCAUGGUGCCCUUUCUGUUGAUUCUCAUAUCCUAUGGCUUCAUUGUCAACACUAUCCUGAAAAUCCCCUCAGCUGAGGGCAAGAGGAAGGCCUUUGCCACCUGUGCCUCACACCUCACUGUGGUCUUUGUCCACUAUGGCUGCGCCUCCAUCAUCUACCUUCGCCCCAAGUCCAAGUCUGCCUCAGACAGAGAUCAGUUGGUGGCAGUGACCUACACUGUGGUUACUCCCCUACUAAAUCCCCUGGUCUACAGCCUGAGGAACCAGGAGGUGAAGACCGCACUGAGAAGAGUUCUGGGAAUGCUUGUGGCAACCAAGGUGAUCUCAAGAAAACUUUAA